CCUCAUCCUCCUCCUUCCCCGCAUCUCAUUAUCCUCCAGAGCGUCUCUAGGUGAUUUAGCGCCGCCAGUCUGGAGCAGGUGUUCAACAUGGCGAGCUUGGCGAGCGGAUCUCUCUCUCUUACACUCUUCACCUGCCUCGUUUUCACAGCUUUUCUGCGUCAAGGAGCUACCCAGAUAAUAACAGCACAGGGUCAGAACCUGGUGACGGCAAACGUGUCCGUGAUUGAGGGUGAAACGGCCACCAUCAGCUGCCGGGUGAAAAACAACGACGACUCGGUCAUCCAGCUCCUCAACCCUAACAGACAGACCAUUUACUUCCGAGACGUCAGACCUCUUAAGGACAGCCGUUUUCAGCUGGUUAACUUCUCUGACAAUGAGCUGCGCGUGUCACUGUCCAACGUGACACUCUUGGAUGAGGGAAGAUACGUGUGCCAGCUCUACACGGACCCCCCGCAGGAGGCCUACGCCGACAUCACUGUGCUUGUUCCACCAAGCAACCUAAUCAUCGAGUCACGUGAGGAUGUGGUGAGCGAAGGGAAUGAGACUGAGAUAACCUGCACAGCUAUGGGCAGCAAGCCCGCCUCCAGCAUCGUGUGGAUGAAAGGAGAUCAGAUCCUACAAGGUGAGGAAACAGUGGAGGAGACGUAUGACAGGAUGUUCACCGUUACUAGCCGGCUCAGUCUCACCGUCUCCAAGGAGGACGAUGGAGUGGCCGUCAUCUGCAUCAUUGACCAUCCAGCUGUGAAGGACUUCCAAGCCCAGAAAUACCUGGAAGUGCAAUAUAAACCAGAGGUAAAGAUUGUUGUGGAGUUUCCAGAGGGCCUGACAAGAGAAGGGGAAAACCUUGAGCUGACCUGCAUGGCAAAAGGCAAACCUCAGCCUCAUCAAAUUAACUGGUUCAAAGUAGAUGAUGACGUUCCCUCCCACGCCGUGAUUACAGGCUCCGAUCUCCUCAUCGAGAACCUCAACAAGUCCUACAAUGGGACUUACCGCUGCGUGGCGUCCAACUUAGUGGGUGAAGCGUACGAUGAUUACAUUCUCUAUGUCUAUGACGUUCCCGUCACAACCCCCCCACCCACUACUACCAUCAUCCACCCUGAUGCUGCCCAAGAUUCGAGAGCAGAUGCAGCAGGACAGAAAAUCGACCACGCUGUCAUCGGCGGAGUCGUCGCUGUGGUCGUAUUCGCCAUGCUCUGUCUGCUCAUCGUUUUGGGACGCUACUUUGCCAGACAUAAAGGUACCUACUUUACCCAUGAAGCCAAAGGAGCAGACGACGCAGCAGACGCCGACACAGCCAUCAUCAACGCCGAGGGAGGGCAAACCAACACGGAUGACAAAAAGGAAUAUUAUAUCUAACUCUGACUCUGUUAGCGUCUCUCCCUGCUGGACGAGAAGUGAGAGUUCUGUCGGGUUUGGAAGGAAGGGGGAGGGAGGGAUGAGGGGGGUGGGGGUUGUAGGGGUUUGUGGUUUAUGGUUAUCAGACUGGACUUAGACAAAGUGAUUUAACCAAGAGGAGAGGAGAGGAAAGAGGAGCAACGCUGCCAUCGAGACUGAAGAGGUGUAGGAUGGAGGAGCUCAAAGAGAGCGCACGUUUUCGAAACAAGCUUCACUAUCCGACACCUCCCAACGCCUCCCGCCGGUGCCAGUUUUGUUCAGUUUUUUCAACAUUCGUGGAAAAAGAAAAGAAAAAAAAUAUUUGUGCCUUGUUAUAUUUAUUUCAAAAGCACCUACUUCUUGUUCCUGCACCCACGACUUGCUGGCGUACUGCUGGCUCUCUUAGCAGGCCCAAUCAGACCACGCUUCUCCGACGCCCGCACACCAAACACACACUCCAGCGCUCACGCUGUUCCGCCAGCCAAGCAGAACAAACGCCAUCCGUGCUAAUACAAACGGCAACAUUCAGCCUCACAAGAACUGUUUACAUCUUUUUAAUGGGUCGGUUCCAAGUGAUUUAUCCGUUGUU
This is a messenger RNA of Ictalurus furcatus (blue catfish), 1963 nucleotides long. RefSeq names its product cell adhesion molecule 1b (gene cadm1b). The record is from RefSeq and is a predicted model, not a curated record. Gene Ontology annotation, cellular component: neuron projection; synapse; plasma membrane. The transcript has 11 exons. Bases 88 to 1356 code for a protein of 422 amino acids. NCBI's taxonomy places the organism in Eukaryota, Metazoa, Chordata, Actinopteri, Siluriformes, Ictaluridae. Gene Ontology annotation, molecular function: signaling receptor binding. Gene Ontology annotation, biological process: detection of stimulus; susceptibility to natural killer cell mediated cytotoxicity; cell recognition.